Molecule: messenger RNA, 2566 nt
Organism: Oncorhynchus mykiss (rainbow trout)
Lineage: Eukaryota; Metazoa; Chordata; Actinopteri; Salmoniformes; Salmonidae
Biological process (GO): regulation of gene expression
Cellular component (GO): nucleus
Source: RefSeq, a predicted model, not a curated record
GCCUUGGCCAGGUCGAUGAAGACGGCUGCACAGUAUUGUCUUUUAUUGGUGGCGGAUAUGUUACAGACCCCACUGAGCGAGAUAGAACAUGAAGAAUCAGAUUUGUCUUGGUAAAUUUUAUAACAUAAGGAAGUGAAAUUUCAUCACCUCAGCGCGUUUAGUGGGUGGACACCCUAUAAUAUGCUAACUCCAGGCUGUAGCCAUAUGUACAACAAUGUAUUAUUGUGGAUUCUGUCAUCAUGGGCCUUCAGAAGCUUCAAGGAAGCUAAAGGUCAUUUGACACGAAUUUUGAUUUUGCAUUUACUAUCCCUUUAAAACCUCCCAGUUUGAACACACCCAGUAGGUGGCAACAAUACACCAUUUUUGUGUAGUCCGUCGAUAAAACCUCAAAGAAGACGACGUAAACAGAAGUAAGCCGUGACCAAAAACUAUUUCCACGUUUGCGUUUUUGUUGUCAUUUAGACGUUUAUUAAUACCCUGCAACUCAAAAUAUGACUCAUUUAACUGCAUAGCAUCACAAACUUACCCCAGGUAUUAUUUAAUUCGCUUUGGAGACAGGACUUGGUUGAUAUAUGUUAUCUAGGUAACGCUAACUAGCUAGUUGCUAAAGUUACCUAACAAUGGCUAUGGUUUUUCACACUCAAAUAGCCUCCAUUAUGGAGGUUCUAGCGAAUGCAGCCGUGGCAGAGAUCUGUAAACUCGUAGACGACGACUAUGCAGUGUUUCGUUUGGAAAUAACUCAAAGCCAGAAAGAAAACAGGGCAUUGCGGAGGAAACUACAACUACUGGAACUGAAGAAGGUUGCACGGGAGCGCGCAGAAAGGACAAUGCGAGAGCGUGUCAACGCCAGUCGUUUCAGUAGUGUCAAGAUCCUCGACCGAUACAGAGGAAUUGCAAGAGGCCACAUGAGCUUUGUGAAGCCAGCAGGACACAAUACAUGGAGCGAUGACCAACCAAUCACUGUUGAUGAGGGGAGUGGAACCUCAACCCAGCAAGUUAUCAUCAUAGAGUCUGCAGGUCCUGGGGUCAAGCUGGAGAGAUCUGAAGGAGAGCACAUCCAGACUGGAGUGGCUGGAGUGCCCCCUGUAGCCACGGAGGACCCCACCACCGCCCCAGCGGCACCAAAGACCCGACGCAGCAUCACGAAGGUCGGUGGAACGCUGAAUGCCGUCCUCAAGUCAGGGAUCGACACCAAGAAUUUAAUGGGUCAGGGGCGACUGGGCUGUCCCGCUCUCCACUCAGAAUAUUUACUUGAUGGUAACCCGAGCCCGAGGAUGGAUCUGUCCCAUCAGGACUUAGGAGACACGUUACAGAUUGGCAAUGAUCCGUCUUGUUCAUACGCUACAGAGAUGAUACAUGGUGACAUGCCUGUCGGCUUAGAUACACAGACUAAUCCAAUGAGAGGGGACUGGAACCAGUACAGUAGUAGUGUAUACUCUGAAGGGUCCCUAGAUAAGAAAGGGGAGGUUAUAGUCAUAGAUGAGGUGACUGUGAAAGUGGAGGGUGACUCUCCUCUGACAUGGAAUGCAGAUGAGACUCGCUUUGGAGAAGGACACUCACAGGGCAACACCAAUGACUUCUUAGACUACAGAAAAAGCUUAGAGACCAAUCUAACUGUCGCAACCCACUCCCCUUUACACACGCUCAGGGAUUGCGACCCACUGUCCACGCCAAUGGCAUCUUCCGAUUCACAAUACCUUUUCGAUCAGGUAUCGAACUCAAAGGAUCAAAUGGCUAAAGCACAGGGAGGGGGAGCCACAUCAGGAAAUAGUAAAGAGAAACGGUUCCUUUGCAUGUUCUGUAACAAAGGCUUCAGCAGCUCCCAGAAGGUGGCGAUCCACCAGAGGGUCCACACAGGGGAGAAACCAUUCAGCUGUACCCAGUGUCAUAUGCGCUUCACCCAGGCUGGUGACCUGAAGAGGCACCAGAGAGUCCACACAGGGGUAAAACCCUUCAGCUGUACCCAGUGUCACAUGAGCUUUGCCCAGGCUGGCAACCUGAAGAGGCACCAGAGGGUCCACACAGGGGAGAAAACAACAACCCCCUAGUGUGAGAAGAGGUUCUCCUACCAACACCAACUGAACAUGCACUUAUAAGUCCAUACGGGAGAAAGUAUGCGCUACGAGAAGAGGUUCUCAGAGGAUACACCAGCAGAAAAAAAAACAUUCCACGGAUUGACCUAGAAAUUAACCAUUCCACUCAAUAGCUUCUGACAUUUAGAUCAAACCCUGCAUUAAAGACUAAGAUUAAUGUUAAUUGGUGUCAGCAGAAAAGAUCCACAGAUGCAUUUGGAAUAAAGAGAGUAGCAAAUUUCAGUGUUGAAUAUUCCUGGGUAGAAUAUUGAAUCCAGACAGACGUGUGAUAUCUAAGCCUGAAAGGUCUGUUUCAUAGUGUUUGCACUGUGUAGGAUAUAUGAUGUUCAAGUACAGAAUAUUUUUCCCACAAUACUUUUAAUGAGUAAAUGAAUGCAGUUUAUGAAGGUCAUGCAGAUUUUUAGUGUGUGGUUUUUAUAUGGUGUCUUUAAAAAAGGUUGGUUUAAUAAACACAAAAUGGGACUUUUCAUUUA